UACUGCUUAUUACAAAACUAACCGUCACGUUAUAUACCUGUAGAGCGAAAAGAAAAGGAAGUUAUGAAACAGAAACUGUAUUUCGAGAAAUAGAACCAUAAUAAUAAAAGUUCAUUCAUCGUGCGCCCACUCUUUCAUAGAUUCGCGGACAAACUUGGAAGAAUAGUUGCGUGUAAUGUUGCGGUUUAGUUUUUCCGAAGAAACGGUGGAUUUCCCCUUUAUUUCCGUGCUUUGAAUCCAGCUAAAAAAAAACCAACGAACCAUCGAUAAUGAGUGCCACAACUUUCGUCACCAGGAAUGACCACAACACUCUGGGUAUGGACCAUUCCAGAAUACCAAUUUCCACCUCCCCAUUACCCUUAAGGAGAUCGCACAGCUUGAGGUUGCGUGGUGAAAAGUUACCCUCUCACCAGGUACGUCUUUCCCAAGGCUCUGCCACGAAAAUGAAGAACGGGGGAAUGGAAACGAUUCCGCAAAACGUGGGGUGUUCAACCCCCCUGAAUGGCAUGGCGCACACUCGUUUCAGGAGGGUGUCCAUAGACCUGCGUGAUGUGAAAAACCAGCAUACGGUAUCCAGAAAGGUGGUCGAUGGUUGCAAUCACCUAAAGACGGAUAUUCGAUCUUCAAGUACCCCCAAGGGGGUACCAAGCCCCAAUGCACCUCGUGCAAAGACCCUGUCUUUAUCCCUCUCAAGUACUAAACUCCAUAACCAGAAGUCGCCAACAUUCUCAUUGCCUUCGACUACACCACCCACGUCUCCUUAUGGUACUAAUCAAUCUAACCUAAACCAUGACUGGGACUCUGAAAGUCUAGGCAGUACCACCAGUAAUCUAAGCUUAUCGUCCUGUGAUCAUGCUGCUAUAGCAAGAAAUGGCACUACAUUCUCUGGAAGGAGUAUGCGAUACAUAUUCCACUGCAACCAAAAUGCUGCUGUAUCUGGUGAGGAAUACCUCACACCAACACAAAGAGCUCAUCGCCAAAUAAAAAAACUAAAGAACCUAUUGCACCAAGCCCAAAUAGAGCUGGAACAGAAAGAUAGUGAAAUACUGAAACUAACCAAAGAAGUAGUUGAAUUAAGGCUAUACAAAGCGGCUAUAUGUUCACCAGAAGACAGGUCGAAUUCCAGUGAUGCUGUUACUGUCAGGGAGAACAAUUCGGAUGAGCAGAUAACACCUGAAGGUGUCAAUGAAAAUGGGCAAAUAGCCAACUGUUUGGAUUCCAGUGGAUCUCGUGUUGAUUCUGGUCAUUUUGAAGAUUUGAACAGGAGUGGAACUCUGGAGGGAGGCUCAUCUUUUGAGGAAACCGACACUAUUCAGUCACCUGAAAAAAAGGAUAGAGCAGUAGAUACCUGCGAUUUUGGAGCAAUUAGUAAUUCUGAACAAAAUUUAAUCCUAGAGUAUGAAAAACGAAUUCAGGAACUCAUAAAGCUCCAUGAGGAAGAGAACUACCACCUGAAGCAAAAACAUAACGAUAAAAUAGAAGAGUUACUCUCCAGAAUAGGAGAUAUAAAUCAAAGGUAUUGGCAGAUAGUUCCAGAGCUAGAUACAGCAAAGGCACGGAUAAAAGAUUUAGAGAAGCAGCUCGAGGAUAGCUGCCAGAAUCUCGAAGAUUUAGAAGCUAAAAAGAAAGAAUCUUAUAUGGAAAUGACAAGGCAGCAUGGCCAAGGAUCAUCUAAAGUAGAUAAUCAGGUUAUGGACAUAGCAAAGCGUAAUCCAUCCAGGCUUUCAGUUCCUGAACUACUUGAAGAACUGCAAGUUACUAAAAACGAACUGGAAAAUUUGAAGGAUACUGAGUAUACAUCGACGUCUAAGAACUUGCAACCAUUGCUAAGUGCCAAAGAAGCCCUCUCUUUAUGGGUUCUUGGUGCGAGAAAGGCGAUGUAUCGUCAGCUGAUGGAAGCGAAAAGCAAGAAUAAAAUAGACCCAGAAAUAACCCUUCAGUUUCUGAAAUCCGCUAUAUAUUAUUUCCUUACGGAUAAAGAAAAUACAUCUGGACACUUGAAAGCUAUACAGAGUAUUUUGGGUUUUAGCCAAAGUGAAAUAACAAACAUCGAUAAGGCGCAGCUUCAAUAGUUGGAUGAGAAUGUAGACAUCCAAUUUGUAUACAAAAGACAACUGGUAACCAGUGGAAAGAUGCCUUCAACCCUAGUAUUCCGCAAUAAACUAUGAAUGUUGCAAGAAUGUAGAGAAACUUUCAGGAUAGUGUAAAUUGUUCAAAUUCAAGAUUGAAAAUACGAUCUUGGAAUUUCUUAGCAUAGGCGACUUUUAAAAUUUUUCUAAUUGCAGAAAGUAUCUUCACAUUUUUGUCUACCAUAGCUUCGAUAUUCAAAAUUAUAAACCAUUUACAGAUAGAAUAUACAGUGGUGCUAACUAUAUCCGAGAUUAAAAAAUGGGACGAAUAUUUCGCCUCAUUUAGAUGUUUUCAAUUUUUAUAGCUUUGUGAUAUAGCACCCAAAUCCUCAUUCGUAUUUACACAUUAAUUUUUAUGCGGGGUAUUUUGACGUGUUGUGAAAGAUUUGCCAUCCAUAAGAGAGAAUAUUUUACGAUUGACCUAUAUUAUUGAGUUGAAUACUCAAAGCAUAUUCUGAGAAAGUAGAUAUUUUCGAAAGUGAAGACUGACCGAGUCGUUUUCAAUACUACCCACCUUGCAUAAUUCAAACUAUUCCUGAGUAUUUUAAAUAUAAUUUUUGUAUACUUGUAUACUUUUAUUUAGUGGUGUUGUAAAAUUUGAAGUAUUAUAUUUGAAUUCAAA
Molecule: messenger RNA, 2751 nt
Organism: Coccinella septempunctata (seven-spotted ladybird)
Lineage: Eukaryota; Metazoa; Arthropoda; Insecta; Coleoptera; Coccinellidae
Gene: qtc
Product: putative leucine-rich repeat-containing protein DDB_G0290503
Exons: 9
Coding region: 270-2072 (600 amino acids)
Source: RefSeq, a predicted model, not a curated record